This is a messenger RNA of Ornithodoros turicata, 3205 nucleotides long. RefSeq names its product zinc finger protein 883-like. Gene Ontology annotation, biological process: regulation of DNA-templated transcription. Gene Ontology annotation, molecular function: RNA polymerase II cis-regulatory region sequence-specific DNA binding; DNA-binding transcription factor activity, RNA polymerase II-specific. Bases 518 to 2509 code for a protein of 663 amino acids. The transcript is spliced from 5 exons. The record is from RefSeq and is a predicted model, not a curated record. Lineage: Eukaryota; Metazoa; Arthropoda; Arachnida; Ixodida; Argasidae.
CAAAUAGGAUCGGUACAAACUUUAAAGCUCCUAGUACGCUUCUAGUAAUGGCAAAGUAGCUUCGAGUGUCACUUAGAAGUAGCCUUUACUGUUCACUUCGAGGCAAAAGCAACGUGGGUAUCUGUCAAUGGAGAUGGCAUGGGAAUCUUCACUGUUCACUGACUGACAUGACGCGCGUAAAUCUACAUGUGUGCUGCGCUGUGUGUUGUGUCGUCCUUUGUUUGUUUCCCGGCACGUUUUUUUUUUUUUAAAUCGCUUUUAAAGUGUGAAUUUACGUACUCCUUGUUAUUAUUAUUUAUGAGAUCCUUCAGUGCUAACAUACUGCUCCAGGAUCGUCUGGGACGAACAACAAUCGGGGAAGCACCCGGAACAGAAGAACCUCAAGGAACAGGACAGAGACACCCAUGCACAAGCAAGUGUGAAAAACCAGGCUUCAGUUCAGGACCAGGGGUGUUUACUUCUCAUUAAACAAGAUCCAAGCGAUACCUGCGUGUUUGAGUUGUCGAGUCCCAGCCCUAUGGAUCCGCAGCUGCAAGAGAUGCUGCUGGCCCCAAAGUGCAGUGUUCGGCUUUCGAGAGUAAAACUGGAACCUCCUGACGCUGCAUGUCUACACGAACAGGGCCAGAUACAGGAACAGUACUGCAGCGAGUCUCCAUUAAGAAGCGAUAGUUACGGAGUGACAGCUGGGACGUGUGACGUUAAAGAAGAACCUCGAGAGGAAUCUUCAAAGGAACAUGCAAUAGUAGAAGUCAAAACGGAGCCUUAUAACGUUGCAAUCUUGACUGGACCGGACCAUAUAGUACACAGCUGUGAUUCAACAUCAGAAGGCAUGACAGCUGGGAUAUGUGACGUUAAAGAAGACCGUCAAGAGGACACUUCGAAUGAACAUCCAAUCAUAGAAGUCAAGACAGAGCCUUAUGACGUUGCCGUCUUGACAGAACAGGACCAGAUGGGACACAACUGUGGUUCAAGAUCAGAAGCAGCAAGAGAGAGUCCCACUACUCCUCCAUCGGAUGCUCAGAUGGGAGAGACGGGUAUUGGGUGCGACAUCUGUUCCUCUGUUCCUGGGUUCUCAUGGUCUGGGAGUGACGAGAACCACGUGUCGAAGCAUACAGACGAGAAGCCAUGCAAGUCCAAUCUCUGUUCUGCACAGUUCCGGCGGAGCACGAGCCCAUGGUGUCACAAGCGAGCACAUACGGGCAAGAAGCCGCACAAGAGUGAUCUCCGCCUUGCGGAGUUCAGCCAGAUUGCGCACCUGCAGCUGCGGAAACGAGCACACACAGACAAAAACCGAUACAAGUGUGAUGUCUACCCUGCGCAGUUCAGCCAGAGCCGCCACCUACAGUAUCACAGGCGGACACACACGGGUGCUAAGCCAUACAAGUGCGAUGUCUGCCCUGCAGAGUUCAGCCAGAGCGGGAACCUACACCAGCACAAGCGGACACACACGGGCGAGAAGCCAUACAAGUGCGAUGUCUGCCCUGCAGCGUUCAGCAGGAGCGGGAACCUACAGCAGCACAAGCGUACACAUACGGGCGAAAAGCCGUAUAAGUGCAAUGUCUGCCCUGCACAGUUCAGCACGAGUGUCCAGCUACAGUAUCACAGGCGGACACACACGGGCGAGAAGCCAUACAAGUGCGAUGUCUGCGCGGCAGGGUUCAGCCGGAGUGGGAGCCUACAGCGUCACAGCCGGACACACACGGGUGAGAAGCCAUACAAGUGCGAUGUCUGCCCUGCAGAGUUCAGCCAGAGUGGGAACCUACACCAGCACAAGAGGACACACACGGGCGAGAAGCCAUACAAGUGCGUUGUCUGCGCAGCAGGGUUCAGCCGGAGUGGGAGCCUACAGUAUCACAGGCGGACACACACGGGUGAGAAGCCAUACAAGUGCGAUGUCUGCCCUGCAGAGUUCAGACAGAGCGGGAACCUACACCAGCACAAGCUGACACACACGGGCGAGAAGCCGUACAAGUGCGAUGUCUGCGCUGCACAGUUCAGCACGAGUCUCCAGCUACGGUAUCACAGGCGGACACACACGGGUGCGAAGCCAUACAAGUGCGAUGUCUGCCCUGCAGAGUUCAGCCAGAGCGGGAACCUACACCAGCACAAGUGGACACACACGGGUGAGAAGCCGUACAAGUGCGAUGUCUGCCCUGCACAGUUCAACACGAGUGUCCACCUACAGCAGCACAAGCGUACACAUACGGGCGAAAAGCCAUACAAGUGUGAUGUCUGCCCUGCAGAGUUCAGCCAGAGCGGGAACCUACACCAGCACAAGCAGAUACACACGGGCGAGAAGCCAUACAAGUGCGAUGUCUGCCCUGCAGAGUUCAGCAGGAGCGGGAACCUACAGCAGCACAAGCGUACACAUACGGGCGAAAAGCCAUACAAGUGCGAUGUCUGCCCUGCAGAGUUCAGCCAGAGCGGGAACCUACACCAGCACAAGUGGACACACACACACGGACGGGCGAGGAGCCGUACCAGUGCGAUGUUUAUCCUGCCGAGUUGAGCAAGAGCACGGAGCUGUGGAACCACAAGUGCAGGCACGAGGGCGAGAAGCCAUACAAGCGCGAUGUCUCUCCUGCAGACUUCAGCCAGAACACAAGUACGUCUUUUUAUGAGGGAAAACGCACGUGUAAGAAGCUGUACGAGUGCAGUCCCCUCUCUUGCAAAGUUCAGCCAUGGCAAUGAUCUUGCGGCACUAUGUGCAGGGGAGAAGCCAUACACAAGUGCCAUGUCUACCGUGCAGAGUCCAGCCAGAACACAAAUCUGAACAAUUAUAAAUGCGCACACACGGGCCAGAAGCCAUACAGGUGCGAGUUCUGACCUGCAGGGUCACCCACAGAACGAAUUGCGAUGUCACAAGCAGACACAUAUGACAGAGGAUCCCUACAAGUGGGAUGUGCGUCUUGCAGAGUUCAGCCACAGCGUGGGCCUGUGGCAUCACAAGUAGACAGACAGACAGAUAUGUGAAACUAUACAGAAGUAUUCUCUGUUCUACAAACUUGGCAUAGCAUUCCGCAUGCUGACUCCACUAAUAUAUCUGAAAUGUCGUGCCGCAAUAGAGUUGAAUUGCACAGAAACUUUGAAGAUCCCUUGCUCCCAUUGCACCACGCUUAAAGUUGAAUGGAAUCAAUUACUGCGUAUAGUACCUUCCAAGGGGGAUGUGUUUAUUAAAGAACAGAUGAAGAUAACAAACAACAUA